CUAUGUUGAAAAACUUUACUUCCAUCUCUAAUCGAAAGUGAAAAGAAACGGAAUACAUUUAUUUAUUCCGCAACACUUGAGUUAAAUUUAAAUAUAUUUUGAGCUAAUAUACAAUAAAAAAAUCCAAAAUGUGUGGUGGAUUCACCUGCUCCAAGAACGCGCUGAUUGCGCUCAACAUUUUGUAUGUGAUGAUUGGAUUCUUGCUGAUUGGCGUCGGGGUGUAUGCACGUGCCGCCUCCAUUGUCACCAACCUGCCGAUUGUGGGCGGAAUCCUGGCCUGCGGCGUCAUCCUCAUCUGCAUCUCCAUGCUGGGAUUGGCGGGCGCUGUGAAGCACCAUCAAGUGAUGCUCUUCUUCUACAUGAUCAUUUUGUUCAUGCUGUUCCUGAUUCAGUUCUCCAUUGCAAGCUCUUGCCUGGCCGUUAACUCCGAGCAACAACAACAGUUCGCCGAGCAGGGAUGGAUGACGGUUCCCACCGAGUUGCGUCAACAGGUGCAGGAUAGCAUGUUGUGCUGCGGAUUCAACGCCACAGGACCUAGCCCCAAAUCCCCUCUUACUCCUGCCGAUGAGCCCACUUGUGACAUUAUACAGCGGAAGUGCUGCUCCUCAAACAGCGAUCCGGACUGCCAUUGCCCGCCAUGUGGUCCGCUGCUACAGGACAAGAUCGACUACGCCUUUAAGCUGUGUGGUGGACUAGGCAUUUUCUUCAGCUUCACCGAGGUCUUGGCCGUUUUUCUGGCACGUCGCUAUCGCAAUCAACACGAUCCCUUCUAUCUGCCCGCCCGCGCUGUGUUUCCACAUGAUUAUUUAUACUGAAAGGGAUAAAAACGGGAUUUAAGUUACAAUCUGGAUGUGAACAUUGUUAGUCAAAGGGACGAAGGCUGAAUUCUUAUUUUUUAAACAAAAGUUUCCUAGCGAGAACAAGAGAUUGCUAUAAGGGAGGAAAAGAAUGCGAAUAUGGAGGAGUUAAGGAUGUGCUCAUUACUGCAGCUAUUUUAAAAUAAUUUUGUUGUAAAAUUAUGUCUCCUUUUAUUGCACAAAGAUAGAGGGGACUUUAGUGAUAAGUCCCCAAUGAGAUUAUGUUUAGCUUUAAUAUUAUAUUUUAAGUUGUAAAGUUUCCAACACCUACAUAUGUUAGCUCUUAAUGCCUUUCUUUGCAACUCGCAACAAUCAUGUAUGACUCGACGCGACUCGACAUCAAACUACUGUACCACAGCUACUGACUAACAUUUCAACAACCUGAUCUUAAAGUAGAACUAACAACCAAGUCAACAUUUGUAACUAGCAACGUAAUAAGUAUACAUCAACCUAUAUACAAAACGUAAUUGAAAUAUUGGCCAGAAGGCGUAUAAACAAUACUCUAAAUGUUAGUUGUUUGUUAAACUUUAAACUAGCGAGAAAAACACAAAAAAUAACAAAAAAAAAAGAGUAAUCCCACUAAAGAUACAUGUCAACAAUUAUACAAGUCUAUAUAGAUAAACUCUACCACUUAAACAAACUGCUUCGUCUAUAUUUUCACUCCUUCCGCACUUGCUCGACUUUCUCUGCAGCUUUUCCUUCUCGACUUGCACCCACGCAACAGCCAACAAGAACAAACACAUCACACAUGCCACGCUUCCUCCACUUACACAUCACACUCACAUGGAAAUAGUUUUCCUGCAGUUUCGUUUCCUGUUUCCUUUCGAGCGACAAAACCAUUAGAUAAUAUUCUCUGUAUUCUGUGCUGUGAUUGAAGUAAAUAUGAUCUUUAAAACAAAAGCAAAACCAGAAUAAAGUUUCGAGUUUCAUUUCCCGCAUUUCCCCAAUCCCAAUUAAUGAGUGACACACCCUUCACACUCCCUCGUGGGAUUUGCGGUUGGGGAUCAUUAGCGAAGUGUCUCAGUUUACCGCAGCUAUCCUUGCUGGGCGGAAAUGAUGGCCGACAGUGGCAGGAAUUAAGAUUGGGAAGGAAGAAAAAUUUUUUUUCUUUAAGAUACGUAAUUUUCCCUCUUUUUUUAAUUUUAUAGGCAUCUUGAAAUAUUAAGUAUCUCUAUGCUUUUUAUUUUAUUUAUAUAAUUAUAAAAAUGUAAUGUUUAUAUCGAAUUUUAAGGGACCAUUUUAUGUUUAGUUUUUAGCCCUAUACAGGACAUACAGGACAUAUGGUAAAAAGUGCAUUAAAUUUUGUUAAAACUUCGAUUUGAGUUACCAUUUUAAAUGACUAUUGUUUACAAAACAGCGACCUAAUAAAAUAAACAAAGACCAACAAAUGGA
Molecule: messenger RNA, 2249 nt
Organism: Drosophila ananassae
Lineage: Eukaryota; Metazoa; Arthropoda; Insecta; Diptera; Drosophilidae
Gene: Tsp97E
Product: tetraspanin-13
Exons: 4
Coding region: 129-815 (228 amino acids)
Cellular component (GO): membrane
Source: RefSeq, a predicted model, not a curated record